Seriola aureovittata is the source of this 7204-nucleotide messenger RNA. RefSeq names its product kinesin light chain 1a (gene klc1a). The transcript has 16 exons. NCBI's taxonomy places the organism in Eukaryota, Metazoa, Chordata, Actinopteri, Carangiformes, Carangidae. Gene Ontology annotation, biological process: axo-dendritic transport. The record is from RefSeq and is a predicted model, not a curated record. Gene Ontology annotation, cellular component: membrane-bounded organelle; kinesin complex; cytoplasm. Gene Ontology annotation, molecular function: kinesin binding. The coding region runs from base 496 to 2418 and encodes 640 amino acids.
GGGGAGAGAGGGGCACCGGGUAACGCCAUUUUCACGCACCGCGCAGUCAGUCAGUCAGUCAGUCAUCCAGCCAGUGGACCAGCAGGCUGUCAUCCUCAUGGGCGACUAGUCGGCUGUUUAUUUACCCCCAUGAAGCGGCUGUCGGGUUAGUUUCACGGAGCUGUUCCUGCCAUGGAGCCACAGGGGGCCAGGCUUCUCUUGAAUGGCUCAGACUAAAGCCUGUGUUUGACAGAUAGGUGGCUAGCUAUGUAGCUAGCUGGUCAUCAUUAACGGCGGUUGAUGCAGUGAAGCCCAGUCGGCGAAACAUACCCCAGGCGGAUUGGAAAUUCUGUCUGAUAACUUAGUAGUUUUUUUUUUGUUACACCUACUGGCAGACAUUGUCGGCGAAAGGAACAACACGUCCAUCUGAAGAAAGGUGUGAUUUAAAAGGGAAAGAGACAAGGAAAAGCAGCGUUACAGUCUAGCUACAGUGGCAACGGAUGUCCUAGAGAACGAAUGCGUGAGGACAUGUCCACCAUGGUGUGCGUGAAGGAGGAGGAGGACCCUGGGGAGAAGCUGUCCCAGGAUGAGAUCAUCUCCCGGACCAAGCAGGUGAUCCAGGGGCUGGAGGCCCUGAAGCAGGAGCACCACUCCAUCCUGGAGGGCCUGCUGGGCACGCUGCGCUGCCUGAAGCAGGAUGAGGAGGGCGUCCUGGUGGAGGAGAAGUCCCACAUGAUCCGCAAGUCCCUGGAGAUGCUGGAACUCGGGCUGAGCGAGGCACAGGUGAUGAUGGCGCUGUCGAGCCAUCUGAGCUCGGUGGAGUCGGAGAAACAAAAGCUCCGAGCUCAGGUACGCCGGCUCUGCCAGGAGAACCAGUGGCUGAGGGACGAGCUGGCCGGGACGCAGCAGAAGCUGCAGAAGAGCGAGCAGAGCGUGGCCCAGCUGGAGGAGGAGAAGAAGCACCUGGAGUUCAUGAACCAGCUGAAGAAGUACGACGAGGACCUGUCUCCAUCUGAGGAGAAGGACUCUGACUCCAGUAAAGAGACUCUGGACGAUCUUUUCCCGGAUGACCAGGAUGACCAAGCCCCAGGCAUCCAGCCGGCUCAUGGCAGCGCUGCAGCAGCGGCUGCCCAGCAGGGAGGUUAUGAGAUCCCAGCUCGUCUGAGGACCCUCCACAACCUGGUGAUCCAGUACGCCUCCCAGGGCAGGUAUGAGGUGGCUGUGCCUCUCUGCAAACAGGCCCUGGAGGACCUGGAGAAGACCUCUGGACACGACCACCCAGAUGUGGCCACCAUGCUCAACAUCCUAGCCCUCGUUUACAGGGAUCAGAACAAAUACAAGGAAGCAGCCAACCUGCUGAAUGAUGCUCUGGCCAUUAGGGAGAAGACUCUCGGCAGGGACCAUCCAGCUGUUGCUGCCACCCUCAAUAACCUGGCUGUCCUGUAUGGGAAGAGAGGGAAGUACAAGGAAGCAGAGCCCCUGUGCAAGAGAGCGCUGGAGAUCAGAGAAAAGGUGCUGGGGAAGGACCACCCAGAUGUGGCCAAGCAGCUGAACAACCUGGCCCUGCUGUGUCAGAACCAGGGCAAGUAUGAGGAGGUGGAGUACUACUACAUGAGAGCGCUGGAGAUCUACCAGACCAAACUGGGCCCCGACGACCCCAACGUGGCCAAGACCAAGAAUAACCUGGCGUCUUGUUACCUGAAGCAGAGCAAGUUCAAGCAGGCUGAGACUCUCUAUAAAGAAAUCCUCACCCGCGCUCACGAGAGGGAGUUCGGCUCCGUUGACGAUGAGAACAAACCAAUCUGGAUGCAUGCUGAGGAGAGAGAGGAACAAAGCAAGGGGAAGCAGAAGGACGGCUCACCAUUUGGAGAAUAUGGAGGCUGGUACAAAGCCUGUAAAGUCGACAGCCCCACGGUGACCACCACCCUGAAGAACCUGGGCGCCCUCUACAGGCGGCAGGGCAAGUUCGAGGCGGCAGAGACUCUGGAGGAAGCCGCCAUGCGUUCCAGAAAGCAGGGUCUGGACAAUGUGCACAAGCAGCGUGUGGCUGAGGUCCUGAGCGAGCCGGAGGCCCGCGAGAAGCAGCGUAGCCGCGAGAGUUUGACCUCUGACACGGUGAAGUACGAGAGCGGGCCGGACGGUGGCGAGGAAGUGAGUAUGAGCGUGGAGUGGAACGGGGACGGCUCCGGCUCUCUGAAGAGGAGCGGCUCCUUCAGUAAACUGCGAGCGUCCAUCCGUCGCAGCAGCGAGAAACUCGUCCGCAAGCUGAAAGGCGGCGGCUCGUCACGAGACAGUGAACCCAAAAACCCUGGCAUGAAGCGAGCCAGCUCUCUGGGGGUUCUUAACGUGGCGGACAAGGCUGCGAGUGACCACUACCAAGUAAGAAGCCGAGACCCGAGUGUCGAGACCCGGGUCCAAAAGUAUCUGCCGAGGGUCUGACUGUUGGUGACGGAACGAAAUAAUCGUCUGAGGAAUAGUCGGGACCUGAGUGCCAGCCACACUGACCUGGCGCGUUGAAGGUCUUCGAGGUGACGGACGGAGGCUGAGAGGUCACGGAGGUCAUGAGGGAUCGACUUCCUGUCCAGACUCCGGACCCCUCCUCACUGUAAAUAGCUGUUUGUGAAAGCUUCGCCUCGCCCACGUUACACUUCAGCAUCACACCACCAAGUGCUCACUGUACAGGUUUUAAUCUUCCAUUGCACUUUUAAAGGUCCGUGCUCUCAGAGGACGGGGGGGGGGGGGGGGGGGUUAUCAGAACAUAUCGAGAAACAGGAGGAACACGAACAACCUGUAUGUGUUUGAUUUGAGUGUGUAAAUCUUUUCUGUCUAAUUCAAUGUGCGUAUACUGUAUGUGAGUGUGUGCUGGCGCGAGUGAUCGCUCUCUCAGAUCAGCUGUUUGUAAUAUUUUACGCUUCUCUCUCACUUGAAUGAAGGCAGACGUAGAGUUUAAGUUUCACAAACAUUUCUGACGCUGAGGCAAAAAACACAAAGUCGCUGGUUGAGUUAAACUGUCGUGAGUGAAGCCAAAGAGCUGCAGAGUUCAAGUUCACUAACAAACACAUUAACUUUAAUAGUUUAAAGUUGAUUCACUCUCUAAAAUCUGUCGCCAAAAUCACCUGAGUCCUCAUACAAGUUGAUAUUUAUUUUUGAUGGAGGUUGUUGGGCCUGGAUGCAGCCUGAAAAAAAUACCUGCAGACACAACUCAGGGCUGAAAAAAGCACAAAACAUUUUUUAAUUUACGUUAAACAUUCUGCUAAAGAGGUGCAAGAGCUGAGCAUGGAGCACCUCAGGAAAACAUGAGGUGCGUAGACAGAAACAAAAACAAGUGCAAAACAGACAGGAUGAUGUCAAAUGUGUUUCUCAGCUGCUGAAGUUUCCGGUCGACACACUCGCUCUCACUGACGCUGUUUGGCUUCACACACUGAGGUUGAAUCCAGCAGCCAGAACGUUUCUGCCUCUGAGAAAAUGUUUGAACGACUCUACGCAGAACUUGUCCAGCAAUGACGUCUUUCAGGAGGCCGACCCGGACGUUAGCUUAGCUCUGCGCUCACUCUGCAGGUUUCCACUCUUCAAACUUCUGAACUGGGUUUUUGAUUAGUUUACAAAAAAAAAAAAAAACUUCAGGCGCAAAUAAUGAUUUAUGAUAUUCACACAUUUUGUUCAGUAAGAAAUUCUUCACAAAUCAACAGAUAUUUAAACCACAGAAACUGAAAUUCACAGACUGUAUUUUCUGGAUUAAUUAAAAACCCUUUGAGACAAAGAUGCUGGAAACCUCCAGAGGAAUCCACAUCUCAAACGUCUCCUGGUUUUAGGAUGACUGACUCUGUUUCCUAAAACGUUCCGUCCUGUGUUGAUUGAAGACUUUUGCUUUUGAUGUAUGAAGUUCUAUGUUUACAUUUGGGGGUUUUUAAAUGAUGUUUAAUUUGUGUCUUGUCCUUCCGCUGCUCUGAAGAGUUUCUGUUUAUAUCUGUCUGUAAUCAGCCUUGAGAAAGCAGCAGCUGUCUCCUCUGCUUCAGAGUAAAAGCGGCAGGAUCGCUGCGUUUAUUGGCACAUGACGGCCGGCCGACACUCUCAGGACCGAGGCUGUAGUUUCACACACUGACUGCAAAGUUAAUAUCACUCCUCACUUUCACACACAAAUUCCAAGGUAUAAUGUUAAAACUCAAGACAACACUUUACCAUGUGAGUGAAGUUGAACAAAUCCAACCAAAAAAAAAAAAAAAAUGCAAAUUAUGAAUUAUUUAAAUGAAGUUAGAAUAAUUCCUGAGUAUCUUCAGAGGAGAUUUAAGUUGAAAAUAUAUAUAUAAUAUAUAUAUAUAUAUAUAUAUAUAUAUAUAUUUGCUAUUACCAAAAUAAGAGGGACUAUUCCUCCUUUAGCUAUAGUUAGAUAUAGUUUAAUAAAUAUAUAUCACUGUAUACCAGUGAUUCACUUUGAACUCAUUAGAUCCAAAGUGUUUAUAAAAACUGGAAUUUAAUGUAAAGAUGAAAACAUGCAUCAAUAAACGUGCAUUAUUACAAAAGCUGGAUCGAAAUCAAACAUAAUCCUGAUCAUAAAAAGUUCAUUGUUGAUUUUACACAUCAGCUUUUUUAUGUCAAAACAUUUUCAGUAUUUAAAAUCUGACAAAAAAUGUUGCUACAAUUGCAAAUAAACAUCCAUUUAUUCAGAGAUGAACUGUAUCACCAGUGUCCACAGCUGCUUUAUUAUACAUUUUUUAAUAAAGGCUGAAAGAGUCUUUAUGCAGAUGUGGGUUUGCAGAUGUUGUUUGUACUUUAGUGAAAGAAAACUUGCAUAGUUCAAAUAAACAGGGUCGUUUAAAUCAACUGCAAACGUCCAGCUGGUCAGCGGAGGACAUGUUCCCUCAAAUAAAGACGAGAAGUGAUUGAAACUCUUCUUAAAACAAGGAGAGGAGGCGGAUUUCCAUUCCCAUGGUACCUCAAUAUGAAUGCAGACAUGAUACCUGAGUUUAUCUUACACUGAGAAAUAUAAAACCAAAAGAAGCCAAAGUUCUGAAAUGUUAAAAACUGUCUAAAAACAAGCAGCUGUACAAGAGCUUUGCUUAAAUAAGGUACAGUCUCUAACUGGUUUGUUUUUUUUUUUAAAAUAAAAUCAGGAACUAACUGAUAAAAGAAUAAGUUAAAAGAGUUUACAAAUCUGAUCAAACGUUCGAGUCCAGUUUGUACAGACACAGUUCGGCCUUUACGUAAAACAGUACCCAGCAGUAAUCAGGUUUAAUCAUCAUCCUACUUAAAGGAGUUUCAGGAUUUUAAAUUCUUUAAAUCAUCUUUAGACCGAAUUCAUCUUGAACAAAAGAAUCCUGGAUUUCCAGAAUAAUCAAAUAAUGUGGAAGAACAACCAGUCACGAAAUGAAAUCCCACUUUACAUGAACCUAGGUUAUUUUUAUACUGACCUGAUCACAUCAGAUUAGUGACCGAUACGUUUGCUGCAUUGUAACGUGUUUGUUUUGUUUUGCGAAGUUCGUUUUUCCUGCAGAGGUUUGAUGAACGUGUAGUCUUUGGCAGGGCUGUGCAAUAAGCUUUUGUUUGACGUUAACACUCGUUUAUUUGAAGAACUCUUGACAUGUUACAGUUUCUGGUUGUGAUUUGUAAAUCUGAAGAUAAUUAAUGAACAUCUGAACCUAUGCAGAGAUUUUAUGUAAAGGCUUUUCAUUCCAAGACAUUAUUAUACUGUAUAUCCCCAAAUACAUUAUUAUCUGUUCUCAUUUCCCAAAUAAUAAAAAACAAAGAUGAAGCUCUGAAGCGUAAAUAUAAAAGCUGAGUAGAUUUGAUAAUUGAAUAAUAAGGAUUGUCAUUUAUUCCUUGUGUGCCUGCAAUAAUUUAGUCAUAGUAUUUUUUUUUAAAUGUCAAAUAUCUCAUUUUGGAAUUAGAUUCUUAUUUUUUUUUUCUUUAUAUUGAUGAUCUUACUGACACUGUUUGACACUAAAGGUCAGAGUGGAGUGUGUUGAAGCUUCGUGUUGACUGUUGAUCAGUCCGCUCAUCAACCUGCUUCCUUUGUCUUUAUUGUCUUAAUGUAGAAGCUCCACAAAGUAACGAGGCACAUAACUUAAUAAUGUCUGAUGGUUUUGAUGAACUAGGCGACAGUUUGGGCAACAACUUCAGCAACAGGCAAAUUAAAAGGUUUUUAAAGUUCUGACUGUCACUUAAACAAGAUAAAUUCAAGGUAGCUGUAUAUGGCAGCAAAGAUAUAAUAAUAAUAUACACACAACUUUUAUGAUUUUGUGCAUUUUAAUAAUGAUUUAAACAGUAUUUUCACUUAUGAAUUUGCUUUUAUUGUGACACUUGUAUUUGUUAAAACUGUUAAAAUUCUUCUCUUUAAAACAUUUUAUUAUGGUAAUACUUCCAGGUAAGAACGGUAAUUGUACGUAUAUACUGACUUGUAUCAUCAGAAACACUGUCGCCCAGUUUUAGGUCAAAGUUGCUCCGACUGUUGCCCUCUCCAUCGCUGCUGUUACGUUUUAAAGAUGAGCAGCAGAGAGAGAAAUUGACAUAUCACAGGAAGGAAAUCUUAAAAAUCCGUCCUGAAACUACGAUUUCUAAUCAAUUUUUACUACACAAAAUGAUUUCUGAGUGGUGAUUAUGAUGACAUGAAUGUAAAUGUGUGAUUUAUGAAAGCACAGAAAGGUUUUAUUUGGCUUUAUGUGUGUUUCUUGUUAAAGCAGUGAAGGUAAAAGUGUAACAGUCUGUCCUUUUGUUGUUGUUGUUGUUGUUGUUGUUGUUGUUGUUGUUGUUUUCUCCUCCCAUGCCUGUGGACCAUGUUGUUGUGUGGAGCGGUCAUGUGGAUGGUUGGACAAAGUAUUUUCUCAGGUGGGGACAAAAAAUAGUUUUAUAGUGUAAACACAGCGCCCUCUAUCACCCCCUAUAGAACUGCAGCAAUACUGAUAGAGCUUUACCACUAUUACUAUAAAUAAAUAUAAAUGUAAUGUGCCAUCAGAUAUGUCAAGUGCAUUAGUUGUGCCUAUUUAUCAGACACCUAGUUACCAUGGCAACAUAUUGGAUGCUGCACCCUCAUCAUGCACCGCUCCACAACUCAAGAGGCUCCUAAAUUGUUUUUCGUGUAACCUGUAAUUAUUUUAAGGACACUGUUGUUCCACGAGACACCAAUGCAGAACUUUUGGCUCCAUGUAAAAUAUGAAACACAACCGUCCUCUGUAUAUGUUGUCUAUACAGUAAAUAAACAAAUGGUCCUGGAUGAGACUGGCAUUCGUGA